AUGGCUGGCCAGGCGUCACAAUUGGAAAAACUAGGUGAAGGGACCUAUGCUACCGUUUACAAGGGCCGUAACAGGGCUACGGGGACACUCGUUGCUUUGAAAGAAAUCAAUUUAGAUUCAGAAGAAGGUACACCAUCAACAGCAAUUAGAGAAAUUUCAUUGAUGAAAGAUUUAAAGCAUAACAAUAUCAUCAACUUGUACGAUGUUAUUCAUACAGAAAAUAAAUUAACUUUGGUUUUUGAAUAUCUUGAUAGGGAUUUGAAAAAAUAUAUGGAUACACAUGGUAAUAAUGGUGCUUUAGAACCUCAUAUUGUCAAAUCAUUCAUGUAUCAAUUAUUAAAAGGUAUUGAAUUUUGUCAUCAAAAUAGAGUAUUACAUAGAGAUUUAAAACCACAAAAUUUAUUAACAAAUUCUAAAGGAGAAUUGAAAAUUGGUGAUUUUGGUCUUGCUCGUGCUUUUGGUAUUCCAGUAAAUACUUUUUCAAGUGAAGUUGUUACGUUAUGGUAUAGAGCGCCUGAUGUUUUAAUGGGAUCAAGAAAUUAUUCAACUUCUAUUGAUAUGUGGUCCGCAGGGUGUAUUCUUGCUGAGAUGUUUAUUGGUAGACCUUUAUUCCCAGGUGGUUCAAAUGAAGAUCAAUUGAUGAAGAUUUUCAAAUUAAUGGGGACUCCAAAUGAACGUACAUGGCCUGGUCUUUCCCAAUUACCAAAUUAUAGACCAAAUUUCAAUAUGUUUAUUCCACAAGAUCUAAGAACUAUUAUACCAACUAUAGAUCCAUUAGCAUUAAAUUUAUUAAAUAGUUUAUUACAAAUGAAACCAGAAAAUAGAAUCUCUGCUGCUCAAGCUUUACAACACCCAUGGUUUAGUGAAUUCAAUAAUAAUCAUAUCGGUGGAUUAACUUUGGAUCCAAUUAGUCAAGAUACUCCUUUCCAACAACAACAACAAAUACAAACACAAGCUAUCAAUAACCAACCACCUCCACAAAUGUAUCAAUCAGUUCCAUCUCAACAACAACAACAACAACAACAAUAUUAUCCAAAUUGA
This is a messenger RNA of Hansenula ciferrii, 1041 nucleotides long. RefSeq names its product cyclin-dependent serine/threonine-protein kinase PHO85 (gene PHO85). Gene Ontology annotation, biological process: protein phosphorylation. Lineage: Eukaryota; Fungi; Ascomycota; Saccharomycetes; Phaffomycetales; Wickerhamomycetaceae. Gene Ontology annotation, molecular function: cyclin-dependent protein serine/threonine kinase activity; ATP binding. Bases 1 to 1041 code for a protein of 346 amino acids. Gene Ontology annotation, cellular component: cytoplasm; nucleus. The record is from RefSeq and is a predicted model, not a curated record. The transcript is spliced from 2 exons.